Molecule: messenger RNA, 168 nt
Organism: Sphenostylis stenocarpa
Lineage: Eukaryota; Viridiplantae; Streptophyta; Magnoliopsida; Fabales; Fabaceae
Source: the annotation of a GenBank genome assembly
AUGGAAUUGAAUGCGCAAGGUCCGUUGGAUCAAGGGCUUAUUAAAGCUUUAUCUGCUGGACACGUGGACCCUUCUACACCGUUCAAAGAGUCCUUUCUGGGUCGUGAAUAUGCCCGAGUCAAUGACGGGCUAAUACAUUGCGAUUUGCUCCUCCACAAUGCUAUUUGA